This is a messenger RNA of Sclerotinia borealis F-4128, 1077 nucleotides long. The record is from the annotation of a GenBank genome assembly. Lineage: Eukaryota; Fungi; Ascomycota; Leotiomycetes; Helotiales; Sclerotiniaceae.
AUGCCUUCUCUCGCGGUGUCUACCUCAAAUAACUCUUCCUCUGCAGCACCUACUUCUACACACAACACCUCCACUUCGGCUCGGAAUCCCUUGCCUCCUUCUCAUACUCCCAGAUCUCCCAUUUCUAGAUCCGCGAGUCCGGUACCACCGCCUGUUUCUCCGAUUACUCCUACGUUAUCGCCCGCGAGACUGGCGGCGAAUUCGAAUUCCAACGUAAAUGCGAAUCCGAAUGCGAAUGUGAAUUCGGGACCCGGCGCGCGAAAUGUAAUGAUGGGACUGGAAUCGCAAUCAUUGGGGAAGCUGCAACCAAAUAAUAUCGGGGGGAAGAAUAUUGCCGUUAUGAAUAGUCAUCGCGCAGCUGAGAAUACUGUUCCUCAACAAAUUCGAAAUCAUCCAAGCGCGCAAGCACAAGCACAUUCAUCUAGAGAAACAUAUACGCAUACACAACAAAUGCAGCAAAUAUCAAUACCGCAACCGAAGCCGCAGGAGAUUAAUUUCAAUGAGAAUCCGGAUGUGUUGGCGAUGAAGAGUACGAUUUCGAUAUUGCAGUUGCAGGCGAGGAAUGCGGAGAGAGAUAUGGUUGCGUUGCAGAGGAUUAAGGAAAGGGCGGUGGGGGAUCCGGAGGGAUUUGUGCGGAGUUUGGGGGAGAGGGAGAGGAGGGAGAAGGAGGAGGAUAUGAGGAGGAAGAAUAGGAAAGUGGUGGUGGAUGGUGAUGGGAAAUCGGAGAGUAGUAGUGAUGAGGAUGAGGGGUCUGAAAUGGAGGGAUUGCAGGAGGAAAAUGGUGGGGUUGCGGCCGGAGAUGCAACGUGGGAGAAGCUACCAACGCCGCAGAAUAUCGUCAGGUGUCCACCAGUUAAUUGGGCAAAAUAUGGGGUUGUGGGGGAAAGUCUGGAUCGCCUACAUGAAGAUCAGAUCCGAAGACCAAGUGAGGGACAUCCUGCCAAGAUUAACGCGGAUGGGAGCACGACGCAUAAAUUUGGAGAUGGCACGAAGAAGGAAUAUGUGAUGAAGAAACCAGUGGGAUUAGGUGAAGUGGGCCCGAAACCGAAGAAAAAGAAAUCACUAUCCAGUAAAUAG